AUGGCUUCCGGUGCAGGCAAAUCAGCUGCAUUCGCCCUUUUAGUACUCAACGUCAUCCUCUACUUCAUUGUCAUCGCUGUUGCAGCAUGGGCUGUGAACCAUGGCAUAGAAAGAUCACACGAGACCGCGUCUGUUUUGUCGCUCCCCGCUCGGAUUUUCCCUAUAUACUACCCUUUUGGCAACAUGGCUACUGGUUUUGUAGUGUUCUUCUCACUCAUAGCUGGGGUUGUGGGAUUCUCCACCUCAAUCACCGGAAUCAAUAAUGUAAUACAGUGGAAUGUUCCAAACUUGCAUGCAGCUGCUACAUCUUCUCUUAUUUCUUGGAUGCUCACGAUGCUGGCUAUGGGGUUUGCAUGCAAGGAGAUUGAUAUAGGGUGGACAGAAUCAAAUUUGAGAACUUUGGAGACAAUACUGAUACUUGUGAGUGGAACUCAGAUGUUCUGCACUGCUGCAAUCUACAUAGGAAUUGAUGAUGCUGUUGCUCGAGACAGGACAUACCUUUGAUUUUAUUUAUACUUUUAUUUUCUUAAU
This is a messenger RNA of Sesamum indicum (sesame), 531 nucleotides long. Its product is annotated as AWPM-19-like family protein. NCBI's taxonomy places the organism in Eukaryota, Viridiplantae, Streptophyta, Magnoliopsida, Lamiales, Pedaliaceae. The record is from RefSeq and is a predicted model, not a curated record.